AUGUUCGCCACCGGGAACGGCACCGACACUCUAGGGAUGAACCAGAAGUUGCUACCGUGGUUAAAGGCGAGGAAGGGAAGCAGGUUUGGCAUCAUUAUGCUCGACUUUUACGAUGCCGUUCCGGGGCUCGUGGAGGCCGUUAUUGGCCUUUGA
This is a messenger RNA of Laccaria bicolor S238N-H82, 153 nucleotides long. RefSeq lists its product as uncharacterized. Lineage: Eukaryota; Fungi; Basidiomycota; Agaricomycetes; Agaricales; Hydnangiaceae. The coding region runs from base 1 to 153 and encodes 50 amino acids. The transcript has 2 exons. The record is from RefSeq and is a predicted model, not a curated record.